GACCACUUUGUCCAUGCGCAGGGCAGAGAACCCAUGGGCACCAAGAGCAACGUGACUGAGUUCGUGUUGUUCGGCCUUUUCCAGAGCAGGGAGAUGCAGCAUGUGUGUUUUGUAGUCUUCUCUCUCAUCCAUGUGCUCACUGUCCUGGGGAACCUUCUGGUCAUCAUCACCAUCAAUGCCAGCAAGACUCUGAAGGCCCCCAUGUACUUCUUCCUCAGCCACUUGUCUUUUGCCGACAUGUGCUAUCCAUCCGCUACCACCCCCAAGAUGAUCGCGGACACUUUCGUGGAGCGCAAGACCAUCUCCUUCAAUGGCUGCAUGAGCCAACUUUUCUCUGCACACUUCUUUGGUGGCACUGAGAUCUUCCUCCUCACAGCCAUGGCCUAUGACCGCUACGUGGCCAUCUGCAGGCCCCUGCACUACACAACCAUCAUGGAUCGGUGGAAGUGUGGCCUGCUGGCGGGGGCCUCGUGGGUGGCUGGCUUUCUGCAUUCCAUCCUGCAGACCCUUCUCACAGUCCAGCUGCCCUUUUGUGGACCUAAUGAGAUUGACAACUUCUUCUGUGAUGUCCACCCCCUCCUGAAGCUGGCCUGUGCAGACACCUAUGUGGUGGGGCUCAUUGUGGUGGCCAACAGUGGCAUGAUUUCUUUAGUGUCCUUCAUCGUCCUUAUCAUCUCCUAUGUGGUCAUCUUAUUGAACCUGAGAAGCCGUUCCUCAGAGAGCCGUCACAAGGCUCUGUCCACAUGUGGCUCACAUAUCAUCACCGUCCUUCUGGUCCUUGUGCCCCCCAUGUUCAUGUACAUCCGUCCGUCCACCACCCUGGCCGCUGACAAGCUGGUCAUCCUCUUUAACAUUGUCAUGCCGCCUUUGCUGAACCCUCUGAUCUACACGCUGAGGAACAAUGAGGUGAAAAACGCCAUGAGGAAACUGUUCAGGGUCAAGGGGAGCUUGGGGGAGAAGUGACACCCCAAGAACCCUCUUGAGCCUGGCACUCGGGAGAUAUCCCAUCUUGUAGCAUCCAACACAGGCUUUGCCUCUCUAGUCUGAUGAUUGUAAUGACAACGGCCCUCCUGGCUCUUUUUGUAGUAAUAGUCCACCUGUUCCUGCAAUCCUUCAGUCAGUAAAUAUUUAUUGAGCAUCUGCAAGGAGUGAGGCACUGGUCAUAAUCUCUGCCCCCAAGAGGGUCACAGUCCAGGUGGCUCUUAGGGUGACAUUUAAAAGCUCAUUCAGGAAGCAUGUGAGAGCCUAUGGAUGAGGGGCCUUCUUCGAUGUUCAGGUUCCCAUUUAUACAGUGGGUAACAGCACCAGGUAAUUCCUUUACCUAGUGGUUAACAGUGCUUGAUGAAAUUCAUUUUCUUCUCUGUGAUGACCUUCAAGGCGCUUUAUUCCCAUUCUUUCAUUGCAUGCUCUCAGGAGGCAAAUGAAUAAAUAAAUGUAGCAAGAGGACAGGAUUUACCACAGUCACAUGGAAAGUCCUGAGUAAGGUGGAACUAAGACCCUGAGUCUGCUUUCACAGCUCUUACCACCUGGGACUCCUUGAAAAAGACUGCGUGUAUGGAUACCAAACAGGAUGGACCAGUUUUGAAGACCAAGGGAUGAUGGCAGUCUGGGAUGAUGGGGAGCAGAGCAGGGGAGAACAUGUUGUUGGCACUUCCCCCAGUAGUGCCCAGUCCUCCGACCAGCAGAACAGGGGCUCUUGUCUGCAUGAAUCUUCUUUGCUUUUCUCUCUCUGCUCUGGAGAGAGCCAAUUUGUGCAGGAUGGAAUUAGAUGUCCUGCUUAAUUAACCACCAUGGGUCAUUUAAUUCAGUUGGGUCUCAAUUUCCACACUUACAAAUGGAGACGGUAAUAGUACCAGUUUCAGAAGUUUGCAGGAGGAUCAUCUAUAGGACUUAGUAAAUUCCUAUAUCAAAGAAAAGUUGUUCAAAGGUGGCUGCUACCUCUGUUUCUUUGAAACAUCUUCUAUGCCUUUCUCUUUUCUUAUCCCUACUUUGCCCCUGUCCUUUCCUCUUAAAGCCCUUGUAGCUACCAGAUUGAUUAUUCAUUCAUCAAAUAUUUAUUAAUCACUUAGCCUGUGGUAAGUCUGUUCUUCCUCUCUCCCUCCCUCUUCCUUUCUUCCUCCCUCCUUCUUCCUUCCUUCCUUUCUCUCUCUCUCUUUCUUUUCCUUCAUCUAGUUUUGUGUUUAUUCAGUGCAGUCAAGCACCCAGCCCUUUCUCAGAGAGGUGGUUGAGCUGGGGGACAAAACACAUCAAGGUUGCUGAGGUGUCUGUGGAUGGGGAGAAACUGGGGUGAGGUAAAGACGUACUUGGGACAUUGACCCCAAUCUCAGUGCUUAGCCCUGAACCCUCACUCCCUACAGGUUCUAGGUGG
Molecule: messenger RNA, 2368 nt
Organism: Sus scrofa (pig)
Lineage: Eukaryota; Metazoa; Chordata; Mammalia; Artiodactyla; Suidae
Source: RefSeq, a predicted model, not a curated record